Penicillium expansum is the source of this 1851-nucleotide messenger RNA. RefSeq names its product Lipase, class 3. Gene Ontology annotation, biological process: lipid catabolic process. NCBI's taxonomy places the organism in Eukaryota, Fungi, Ascomycota, Eurotiomycetes, Eurotiales, Aspergillaceae. The record is from RefSeq and is a predicted model, not a curated record. Bases 1 to 1851 code for a protein of 616 amino acids. The transcript has 7 exons.
AUGCUUCAUCUUGGUCGGCUUGGGGCUAUCGCUGCUCUUGCGGUGUUGACAGUUGCUGCUCCUUCUCGUUCUGUUCCUCGAGAUGUGUCGACUGAUGUGCUUGGUCAAUUGACCCUAUUCUCUCAGUGGGCUGCGGCGUCAUACUGCACGAACAAUGACAACUCAACCGGCGAUGCGCUAUCUUGCGAGGCAGGCAACUGUCCGUUAGUGGAGGCCGCUGACACAAUUUCUCUAUAUGAGUUUGAUGACUCGUCCAGCUAUGGCGAUGUCGCCGGCUUCCUCGCGGUCGACAAAACAAACAAGCUGAUUGUUGUCUCAUUCCGGGGUAGUCGCACACUAAAGACUUGGGUCGCGAACCUCAACUUUAUCUUUACCGAUGCCAGUAGUAUAUGCAGUGGCUGUGAAGCCCACAGAGGGUUUUUGGAAUCCUGGGAGACUGUUGCGGAUGAUCUGACAUCCAGGAUCAAGGCCGCACAGACAACCUACCCAGGCUACACUCUUGUCGUGACAGGCCACAGCUUUGGCGGAGCUCUUGCUGCAUUGGGAGGUACCAUACUUCGAAAUGCAGGAUAUGAACUAGACCUGUACACCUAUGGCCAGCCACGGGUGGGCAAUGCGGCUCUGGCUGAAUAUAUGACGAACCAGGGCAGUCUCUGGCGCGUCACACAUGAUAAUGACUUGGUGCCUAAGGUGCCGCCUUCACAUCUUGGUUUUAGUCACGCCAGUCCCGAGUACUGGAUUACGGUUGGCGACGAUACGACGGUGACCUCGUCCGAUAUUGAUGUUAUUGAAGGCGUAGGCUCGAAGGCUGGAAAUGCGGGGACGUUGGACCCAAGUAUUGAUAAUCAUUAUUGUGGGCCUCAGGGCCCCCGACGCCGUAGUCGGAUGAAAGCUAUCUUCCUUACUAUCUUCAUCGUCAUCGCCCUGUACCUUUUAUUCUUUUCGACAACGAAGUCCCCGGUGAAGACCGAAACAGGGAGCUAUGCGGAGAAACAUGGAUCUACAAAAUCAGACGAGCUGGCUCGUCCUGCUGUACCGAGACGCAAGGAAAUGGUCGUGGCUAGCAUGAAAAGUGAUGACACGUCAUGGCUGUCAGAAUACUUCCCCGACUGGACGAAAAGUAUCUACGUGGUGGAUGACAAGCACGCGCCCUUGACGGUGACGCGCAACAAAGGCCGGGAGUCAAUGGUGUAUUUGACAUACAUCAUCGACAAUUACAAUAAUCUACCCGACACAAUGCUCUUCAUCCACUCGAAACGCUACCAAUGGCACAACGACGACCCAUACUAUGACGGCAUUCCACCACUCCGAAACGUCCAGAUCCCAUACAUACAAGAGCAAGGAUACGUCAAUCUACGAUGCGUUUGGACCCUCGGAUGCCCAAUAGAAAUCCGUCCUCAUACCGACACGCAUCGCAGCAACGUACACGCCGGCGAAUACUUCAAGAAUGGAUUCAUGGAGCUAUUCCCUGGAAUCCCGAUCCCGGAGGAGGUAGGCGUGUCGUGCUGCGCGCAAUUUGGUCUUUCCCGCGCCAAGGUGCUGGAACGGCCGCGCAGUGACUAUGAGCGCUUUCGCACAUGGCUGGCGGAGACGCCGCUAGAGGACGAUUUGAGUGGACGGAUUAUGGAAUAUUCAUGGCAUAUGAUAUUUGGAAAGGACCCUGUGCAUUGCCCUAAUGCGAAGGAAUGCUACUGCAAAGUAUUUGGACUAUGUGAUCUGACCUGCCCAUGGGAAGGUGGCUGUGAUGAGCGCUAUUCCCUGCCACCAUUCUCCUCGCUGCCUAAGGGGUGGCCGGAGAUUGGAUGGAAGGGCCAAGCACAAGACACUUCACAUGGAUUGCCGGAAACUUGA